UCUCACAAUGUCGUACAAAGUUCGUUUACCAAAAAAAAACUGAAUUUAUAUUGUGUAAUAAGGUUAAUGUGUUGUUUUGUCACACAAAUAAUGCCCGCAAUAUGUUUAUUUGUUUUGUAAACGGCCAUCAUUCAAAUUGAUUUUAUUUGAACUGAGAGUGUGUACCGACCACAAUUUUUUAGUAAAUGAUACAAAUGUCAUUCGUCGUCUUAGUCAUAUUCCAAUUUUCUGUGUAUUUCUCAUAAAAGACGACGGAAAAGAGAGAAAAAAAGGAAUUUCUUUUUUCUACAUUGAAGUGUGCAUAAGGAUCGGCUUUUGUUAUCGAGAAAAUUGUAAAAAUUGUGAAUCGAGAUCUACAAUUUGAAUCGGAAAUGUUACAAUUUUGAAUUAAAAAAUCGGAAAAGAAUUUGCAUUAAAAUAAAAAUUGAUAAGGUGUUGUGCUUAUGUGUUUAUAAUUAAAACAAGAUUAUAACGCGCGAGAGAGGGAGAGAGAUAAAAAAAUAACAAAGAACGAUAAACUCGAAUCUUUUCAUAGCUGAUUUUCCAAAGAAUUCCGCUCGAUUGCGAAUUACGUGUUUUUUGCUACAAUAAAAACACACUACAACACACGCAAACUUUUUUUUAUUAUUAUUAUUACCAAGCAAUAGCCAUGGCAAAGAAAACUUACGAUUUAUUGUUUAAAUUGUUGCUGAUCGGAGAUUCAGGUGUAGGCAAAACCUGUAUACUUUUUCGCUUUUCCGACGAUGCAUUCACGUCAACGUUCAUCUCAACGAUAGGCAUCGAUUUUAAAAUCAAAACGGUCGAAUUACGCGGAAAGAAAAUCAAAUUGCAAAUCUGGGAUACAGCUGGCCAAGAAAGGUUCCAUACAAUCACAACAUCAUAUUAUCGUGGAGCAAUGGGUAUAAUGCUGGUGUACGAUAUCACAAAUGAAAAGAGCUUCGAGAAUAUUGUGAAAUGGCUUCGAAAUAUAGACGAGCAUGCAAAUGAAGAUGUGGAAAAGAUGAUAUUGGGCAAUAAAUGCGAUAUGCAAGAUAAACGAGUUGUAACGAAAGAUCGGGGCGAGGCCAUAGCCCGUGAGCAUGGUAUUCGCUUUAUGGAAACAUCAGCCAAAGCAAAUAUUAACAUCGAACGAGCAUUCUCGGAGUUGGCGGAAGCCAUUUUAGACAACACGGCCGGCAAAGAAAACACAGAAAAUCCCGAACGUGUCAUCGUUGAUCGUCGCCAAGAAAAACCGCCGGCAUACAAAAGUUGUUGUGCUUAGAUUUCUUUACAAAUUUUAUGUUUUUUUUUUUUGUAUAUCAACAAAAAAAAGAUCACCUUUUUUUAAAUGUUAGUAAUAAAAUAUUAUGUAAUUGUAAAAUCAUGCAAUUGAAUGUGGCCGAUUAGAAAAUGAAACAAGAAAAAACGAAAUGAUGGCAAAAGACCAAUUCGAAUGAGAUAGAUAAGAAUGAACGGAAACAGAAACUAACCACAACACCGAUUAAUACAUAUACAAUCAGUCAUUUGUAAACAUAACAUAACAUUUUUCAAGCAACAACAACAGCAAGAACAAAAUAUUCUUAACACAGUCCGACAUCAGACUAUGAUUUUUUUUAUAUAAAAAAACAAAAAAUUAAAACAUCUUUAUACUGAAAACGAACGCAAGAGAUAAUAAACACUCACAAAAUGUUAUGUGUGCAUCGCUUCUUA
Messenger RNA from Contarinia nasturtii (swede midge), 1689 nucleotides. It is a transcript of the gene Rab10, whose product is annotated as ras-related protein Rab-10. NCBI's taxonomy places the organism in Eukaryota, Metazoa, Arthropoda, Insecta, Diptera, Cecidomyiidae. Gene Ontology annotation, cellular component: recycling endosome; insulin-responsive compartment; Golgi apparatus. The record is from RefSeq and is a predicted model, not a curated record. Bases 650 to 1261 code for a protein of 203 amino acids. Gene Ontology annotation, biological process: cellular response to insulin stimulus. Gene Ontology annotation, molecular function: GTPase activity; GTP binding. The transcript has 4 exons.